AGAGAGGGAUCGGAAGUGCCCUAGAAAGUGCCUAUGGGUGGUCCGACGACUCUCCAAUACUUCUGAACGCCUUUGUCCUCUGAACCUCUCUGACCAGUUCCAGCGAGCACAUGUGGCCUCCUAGAUGUGUGGAGCUGUCCCUGGAGCUGUAGCCCUUCACCACCAUCUCUACCUCCUUCCAUCUGAAGGAUCCUGAAACCUCUGUCAUGGAGAAGUACCACGUGUUGGAGAUGAUCGGAGAAGGCUCUUUUGGGAGGGUGUACAAGGGUCGAAGAAAAUACAGUGCUCAGGUGGUGGCCCUGAAGUUCAUUCCAAAACUGGGACGUUCAGAGAAGGAGCUGAGGAAUCUGCAACGAGAGAUUGAAAUCAUGCGGGGUCUGCGGCAUCCCAACAUUGUGCAUAUGCUUGACAGCUUUGAAACUGACAAAGAGGUGGUGGUGGUGACAGACUAUGCUGAGGGAGAGCUCUUUCAGAUCUUGGAAGAUGAUGGAAAACUUCCAGAAGACCAGGUUCAGGCCAUUGCUGCCCAGUUGGUGUCCGCUCUGUACUAUCUGCAUUCCCACCGCAUUCUCCACCGUGACAUGAAACCUCAGAACAUCCUCCUUGCCAAGGGUGGUGGCAUCAAGCUCUGUGACUUUGGAUUUGCCCGGGCAAUGAGCACCAACACAAUGGUGCUGACAUCCAUCAAAGGCACACCACUUUAUAUGUCUCCAGAGCUGGUGGAAGAGCGACCGUACGACCACACUGCAGACCUCUGGUCUGUGGGCUGCAUACUGUAUGAGCUGGCUGUGGGCACCCCUCCCUUCUACACUACCAGCAUCUUUCAGUUGGUCAGCCUCAUUCUCAAGGACCCUGUGCGCUGGCCGACCACCAUUAGUCCUUGCUUCAAGAACUUCCUGCAGGGACUGCUCACUAAGGACCCUAGGCAGCGUCUGUCCUGGCCAGAUCUCUUACAUCACCCCUUUAUAGCUGGUCGCGUCACCAUAAUAACUGAACCAGCAGGCCCAGAUUUGGGUACCCCAUUCACCAGUCGCCUACCCCCAGAACUUCAGGUCCUAAAGGACCAACAGGCACACCAGCUGGCCCCCAAGGGCAAUCGUUCUCGAAUCUUGCAACAAGCCUGUAAACGCAUGGCUGAGGAGGCCAAGCAGAAGAAACACCAGAACACAGGACCUGCCCUUGAGCAGGAGGACAGGACCAGCAAGAUGGCUUCUGGCACAGCCCCUCUGCCCAGACCAAGAGCCACUCCUCAGGAACCAGGCCUCUUGGCUGGGAUCUUGGCCUCAGAAAUGAAGAACAGCUGGGCUGAGUGGGGGCCUGGAGAGGCCCCCCCUGUACCUCGGGAAAACCAGAUUAGCCAAGAUUCUGAACCAGCUCUCCUAGAGCUGAGGCCAGAGGUGGUGAGCCAGCGGAGCAUUGAUGCAGUGGACCUAGAAAAUGAGGAGCCCGACAGCGAUGAUGAGUGGCAGCACCUGCUAGAGACCGCUGACCCUGUGCCUGUCCAGCUGAAGGCCCCCCUCACUCUGCUGUGCAAUCCUGACUUCUGCCAGCGCAUUCAGGGUCAGCUGCGCGAGGCAGGAGGGCAGAUCCUGAAAGGCAUGCUGGAGGGUGCUUCCCACAUCCUUCCUGCACUCCGGGUCUUGAGCAGUCUUCUGUCCAGCUGCAGCGACUCUGUUCUCUUGUACUCCUUCUGUCGUGAGGCAGGGCUCCCCGGGCUGCUGCUCAGCCUGCUCAGACACAGCCAGGACAGCAACAGUAUCCAGCAGAAGCCUCCCUGUUUGGUCAGCCUGACUGGAUAUCUGACACCUUUUUCACUGCCUUUUCUCUUCAUCUACAUUGCCCUUAUUCUCCGUCCUCUUCCCUGGCAGCAAUGUUGGUAUGGGACCUUCUUACGGCACCUGAUGGCUGUGAUUCAGGCCUAUUUUGCCUGCACCUUCAAUCUGGAGAGGAGCCAGACAGGUGACAGCCUACAGGUGUUUCAGGAGGCCGCCAACCUCUUUUUGGACCUGUUGGGGAAACUGCUGGCCCAACCAGAUGACUCUGAGCAGACUCUAAGGAGGGAUAGCCUUAUGUGCUUUACUGUUCUGUGUGAAGCCAUGGAUGGGAACAGCUGGACCAUCUCCAAAGCCUUUUACUCCAGCCUGCUGACUACCCAGCGGGCUGUGCUGGAUGGGCUCCUUCAUGGCCUGACAGUUCCCCAGCUCCCCUUCCACACACCCCCAGGAGCCCCCCAAGUGAGCCAGCCACUACGGGAGCAGAGUGAGGACCUGCCUGGAGCCAUGUCCUCUGCACUGGCAGCCAUAUGCACUGCUCCUGUGGGGCUGCCCAGCUGCUGGGAAGCCAAGGAGCAGAUCUCUCAGCAUUUGGCGAAUCAGCUCACCGAGGACAACAACCAACUGAGACCGUCCCUUAUCUCUGGCUUGCGGCAUCCCAUCCUGUGCCUACACCUUCUCAAGGUUCUCUACUCAUGCUGCCAUGUCAGUGAGCGCCUGUGCCAUCUGCUAGGGCAAGAGUCCCUGGCCUUGGAGUCACUGUUGAUGCUGGUCCAGGGCAAGGUAAAGGUAGUAGAUUGGGAAGAGUCUACUGAGGUGGCACUCUACCUCCUCUCCCUUCUUGUCCUUCGGCUGCAAGAUCUGCCUUCUGGAAUGGAGAAGCUAGGCAAUGAGAUUGCUACUCUCUUUACCCAUUCACACGUUGUCUCUCUCGUGAGUGCGGCAGCCUGCCUGUUGGGUCAACUUGGUCAGCAAGGGGUGACCUUUGACCUCCAGCCUGUGGAGUGGAUUGCCGCAGCCUCACACGCUCUGUCUGCCCCUGCAGAGGUCCGGCUGACUCCACCAGGUGGCUGUGGAUUCUAUGACGGCCUCCUCAUCCUGCUGCUGCAGCUUCUCACCCAGCCAGGGAAGGGUAGCCUGAUAAGGGACAUGGCUAGCUCAGAAAUGUGGACCAUUCUAUGGCACCGCUUCUCCAUGGCUCUAAGGCUCCCCGAGGAGGUGUCUCCACAGGAAUCACAGCCAUCACAAAGCCCAGAGCCAGACUGGACGCUGAUCUCACCCCAAGGCAUGGCAGCCCUGCUGAGCCUGGCCGUGGCCACCUUCACCCAGGAGCCCCAGUUAUGCCUGAGCCACCUGUCUCAGCGUGGAAGUAUCCUCAUGACCACCCUGAAGCACCUGCUUUCCCCCAGCUUCCUGCGUCAGCUGGGCCGGGCGCCUCACGGGUCUGGGUUUCUGCCCGUCGUGGUGCUCUCUGUCUGCCAGCUCCUCUGCUUCCCCUUCGCCCUGGAUGUGGAUGCCGACCUCCUUGGAGGUGUGUUAGCUGACUUCGUGGACUCAGAAGUCACAGCCCGCCUGCUGCAGGUCUGCUGCCACCAUCUUCCGUUGACGCAAGUUGAGUUGCCUGUCAGCCUGCUCACACACCUGGCCCUCACGGAUUCCACCUCUCUCAACCAGUUUGUGAACACAGUGGCUGCCUCUCCUAGAACCAUCAUCUCCUUCCUCUCAGUUGCCCUCUUGGGUGACCAGCCGCUGCUGACCUCUGACAUUCUCUCCUUGCUGGCCCACACAGCCCGAGUACUGUCCCCCAGCCACUUGUCCUUCAUCCAAGAACUCCUGGCUGGCUCUGAUGAAUCCUAUCGGCCCCUGCGCAGCCUCCUGGGCCACCCAGAGAAUUCUGUGCGGGCCCGCACUUACGGGCUCCUGGGCCACCUGCUGCAAUACAGCAUGGCUGUGCGUGGGGCACUGCAGAGCCAGGCUGGGCUGCUCAACCUUCUGCUGCUGGGGCUUAGAGACAAGGACCCUGCCGUGCGGCGCGGUGCCAGCUUUGCUGUGGGCAACGCAGCCUACCAAGCUGGUCCCCUGGGACCUGCCUUGGCAGCCGCGAUACCCAGUGUGACCCAGCUACUUGGAGAUCCUCAGGCUGGUGUCCGGCGCAAUGCCGCGUCAGCUCUGGGCAACUUGGGCCCUGAGGGGUUGGGGGAGGAGCUGUUACAGUGCCAAGUACCCCAGCGGCUCCUAGAGAUGGCCUGUGGAGACCCCCAGCUAAACGUGAAGGAGGCCGCCCUCAUUGCCCUCCGGAGCCUUCGACAGGAGCCCUGCAUCCAUCAGGUGCUGGUGUCCCUGGGGGCCAGUGAGCGAUUAGCCAUGCUAUCUCUGGGGAAUCAGCUCCUGCCGCACAGCAGCCCCAGGCCUGCCUCUGCCAAACACUGCAGGAAACUCAUUCACCUCCUGAGGCCAACCCACAGCACGUGAUCUCAGAUUCCUACGGUCCAUCCACCCACUUUCGUUACCCCUCUAUUGCCAACCUUUUUCUACUAUUCAAGCCACCAGCUCAACCAAGAACUAAAAAGAGACUAAAAAAGAGAUAAGCUACAAGUUAAAUGAUUUAAGAACAAGAAACUAGAAGAGAUUUAUGUAUAAAGCUCCCUCCUUUCCCCAGAUUCAGGAUGAUUUCAAUCAGUAAACUUCAUUGCUGUUGGUGCCAGAGAAGAUUCCUUCCUUUUCUACAUGCAGGGGUCUUUCUCCAAUAAUGUGCCUUUAACCCCAGGAGCAUGCCUCCCAGACCUUAGGGAGGUACCUUCUACCUGAGAGGCCACUUCCUUUCCAGAGUUUGUAUAAUCCUCCCAACAGGUUCUUGCUUUUGUGCACUGGCCCUAGGACAGUGAUGAAGACUGAGACCAUCUCAGCUCUAGGCUAUGGGGAUAAAUGCUGCUGUGGAUGGUUUCCUGACCCAUAGCCCACGUUCCCAUCCAUGGGUUAUGGUAGAGAGUCUUUUCUUUUUUCUUUUUCCUUUCCCCUUUCUCCCCUCCCCUUUCCUCUCCUUUCCUUUAUUUCUUUAACUUUCUCCUUUCUUUUUUCUUUUUCUUUCUUUCUUUCUUUCUUUCUUUCUUUCUUUCUCUUUCUUUCUUUCUUUCUUUCUUUCUUUCUUUCUUUCUUUCUUUCUUGUUUUUCCUUUCUUUCUUUUCUUUCCUUCCUUCCUUCCUUCCUUCCUUCCUUCCUUCCUUCCUUCCUUCCUCCCAUCCACCCAUCUUUUCUAUGUAAACUCCUGUAGUAAAAGGUAUACCUCACCUUACUUGGAGAUGCCAGGGUAAGAGCUUGGGUGGGGAGUCAGCUCCUCUCUUGGCUGCUGGUUGGUGCUGCAGCUCUUGUGUCCCGUUCACACAAGACCAUGGUUUGGGACCUUAUUUAUUUAUAUCUGUUCCUGCCUUCCAGCUUCCUGCAUCUCAGCUGAGCUACAUGUGGUCACCUACUUCCAAGCCAAGACCAGUGGAGCUGAAAUAGGGAGAGAUAGGAUUAAACAGAGCCGUACAUUGGAUUGCUUUGUGAUCUCAGGCUUAGUGAUGAGUUUUGAUGUUUGAUGGAGUUUCAAUGUAUAGGGAAGCCCAAUUGCUUGAGAAGGGCAGCUGUUUAGGACAUCGUGCAUUUCACCAGAAAGAGAUGUUUGGCAGACCCAUUAGAGUUGAGAUCCAGCUGGAAACAUACUACAAAGUUUCAACCCUGACUCACCGGAUGGCUUGCGACAAGCUUCCCGGAGCCUUCCUUGGUUUCUCUAUCCAUAAAAUGGGGGUAUUACUUUUUGUCCUUCCUUAAAUUCCAAUUGUUUUUUGAAAUGAAAGAUGAAUAAAAUGCCUUAGUUUUAUAAGGAA
Messenger RNA from Neofelis nebulosa (Clouded leopard), 5638 nucleotides. RefSeq names its product serine/threonine kinase 36 (gene STK36). Gene Ontology annotation, molecular function: protein kinase activity; ATP binding. The record is from RefSeq and is a predicted model, not a curated record. Gene Ontology annotation, cellular component: cytoplasm. NCBI's taxonomy places the organism in Eukaryota, Metazoa, Chordata, Mammalia, Carnivora, Felidae. The transcript has 27 exons. Gene Ontology annotation, biological process: protein phosphorylation. The coding region runs from base 207 to 4244 and encodes 1345 amino acids.